GGCGAGGAAAUACAAGUUACUAGAGCAGAACCGUUGCCUAAACUGCCUGAGUGAUGGCCAUCGAACCUUUGAUUGCAGGAAUAAUCGCCGAUGUAUUAAAUGUCGAGGAAAGCACCACCUUAUGGUUUGCUAUUCAAGUGUGUCAAAACUCCAAAUGUUCGAAUCUACGCGGAGGAGGAAUAAUUAUUGUUCAAAGCAGGCUAGAAUGUUUGAGACUGAAAAAUUGUUAGAUGAAAAGACAAAGGCUCUCCAAGAGAAAGAUAGAAAGAUAGUGAAAUUGAUGUCCGAGCUGAUGUUGGCACGCAGAAAAUCCGAGGAGGAAUCCAAAAAAGCUAAGCGAUUGAAAGUUCUAUUAGAUGAAGCUAACUCGAGGAAGAUUGGUGAUUUUAAUCCGAAAAAGAUUGAUGAUGGAAAAGGAACUCUGAAAGAGACUCAAGUGCAGUCAAUUCCCUUCAAAAGACUAACCGAGAAUUGCUUGUUAAAAAUGGCCUGCUCAAGCGUGAAGUGCGCAUUUGCCGUAAAAAAUGCCUAA
Messenger RNA from Meloidogyne enterolobii, 532 nucleotides. NCBI's taxonomy places the organism in Eukaryota, Metazoa, Nematoda, Chromadorea, Rhabditida, Meloidogynidae. The record is from the annotation of a GenBank genome assembly.